AUGGACAAGUGUCGGAAAGCUUUAAACAAGAUCGUAGAGCUUUCCAACCUGUCGGAUCACAAAGCUGGCAUCCUCCGGACUACUUACGUAAGUAACAAGAUGUAACUGAGUUGGUUCGGUGAAUAUCUUUGCCUGAAACUUGACCUGAUGCCUGGCCUUUAGCUCAGUGGGCUAACACAAUCUUGAGGACCACAGGGGAUCAGGGUUUAAACACCGGUUGGUCACAGUGACAAACGCAAACUCCCCACUAAAUAACUAAAGGUUGCGUAGUGUUUUCUCAGAACAGUAUUUCGAACACUGCUGAGUAUCAUUCAUGGGAAAGCUACAACUGUAACUAACGGCAUUUUAUCUACCAAAACAAGUACUGCUCACUUGCAAGAGCAUUGAGGGACAGCAUGCUCUUAACUCGCCUGUGUAACUACUGUGUAUUAUUAUUGUCUACCAGCCAUCGCUCUGUUAUAUUCAGUAGCAAUUAGCCUGGGGAUGAGGCUAACUGUGUAAUAACCACUGAUUCAGAUGAUAAACUUUAGCAGUAUAUUUUAUGCUGCUGUGUUUACUGCCAAGCUGCAAGUAAUGUGCAAUUGAAUUGAAUGUCCACUGUUUUAUGCGCUUCCAGAUCAAAAUAAAUGGCUUCGCAACCGAUCAGCAGGCCCCAGGCAUGGAUGGGAUCCCACCGGCAACCAUCACUGGCUCCACCCCUAAGGUGAAGCUACAGAACAUCCACAACAGAGCCAUGCUUUUCCACUGGCACAUCGACACAGUAACCAAAUACAUGACUGACCUGUUGGAGGUCUCAGACAAUGAGACUCAGAUACUCCUGCGGCUCCUGAAGGAUUCCAUGAACCGUCUCCAGAACCUCUCUGGCUGCAUAGAGAAGCUCUUGCAGAUCCUGGACCCAAAUACCACUACUAUGUCCAUCAAGGUGCCCCAAGACGUGUUCCCGUGAUGAGUAUGAGAAGAAGAUCUAUGGCUGGGCAGUGCUAGACCGGCAUAAGGACUUUCUGGCCAUGGUGUUGGAAGUUGCUGGCUUUAUGGUUAAUACUGUGUGUGAGGGUUAG
Coregonus sp. 'balchen' is the source of this 1058-nucleotide messenger RNA. The record is from the annotation of a GenBank genome assembly. NCBI's taxonomy places the organism in Eukaryota, Metazoa, Chordata, Actinopteri, Salmoniformes, Salmonidae.